UGCAUUAUGAAUGUAUCGAAGCUUACGGAUGAUCUAAACGAGACUUUAUCUCCGUAUUUGUAUGCAGACGGGAAGCUCGUACAAAUACCAGUGUACCCGAGGAAACCUAACGGGUAUAGUAUUCAGAAAGGUUCCUGGUUGUCGAGCAAGUUCAAACGUUAUUUCCUAGUGGACAACUUUCUUUCAACUGUGGCAAACAUUACAAGUACUGUGUACCUGCGAACUAUGGUGAUACAAUUACAAAUCGAACGUGACAAAACCACAGCAAGUUCUCUGAGAGUGCACAUUUCUGUGGAGGCAGUAUAUGCAUCGAAGUCUCUACUCUCAGAGACAGUUACCAUGACAUUGAGAGUGGUGCAUAUCAUGCCUGAUGCUGGCGUGCAUCGCGGUCUUGAGAUAUGGGGUGGUCUACUAGGCUGCCUCCUCAGCUUGUACGCGAUGGUGCAGUAUCGAGGAGUGGUGCGCCGAGGCGGGCUCUACGUGUCUGUGGUGCCUCUACUCUCAGGGGCACUGGCUGAUACCUUGUACUUUGCCGCAUGGAUAGCCACUCUCCACGCUUUGGCCGCGGAGGCCGGCACACUGGGGCUGACAUUACCGCUGUCACUGAGAGAAGAGCGCAUCAUCAGAGCUUUUAUAUAUUCAGCUGUUUCAUUAAAGGUUUUGAAGGUUGCGUGGUUGAAUUUCAAUCAAUGUAGAUGCGACGUGUUCUUUUUAGAUUGGUCGGAGUAUAAUGCACCAUUUAAAGGAGUAUCAGCAACUGAGAAGUACAACAGCUGGAGAGCUCAAACCCUGGCUAGAGAAUGGAGUGGACUGCAGACCAUGAGACGAGUCUCUCCAGGAUAUACUGUCACUCUAGCUCUAAUCAUAUUACAUGCUCUGUCACCCUGGCAAUCCUACCUGCCGCCUAGCCAAGGUUACAGAUGGGCUGUCGCAACUAUAGCCUGGUGGUCUUCCUACGUCAUACUGCUGUCAUCCCGGUUGGUGAGUGACAGGUUACAAGGGUCACCCACCGCUGGUCUUCCGAAGAUCUGCACCAGUGUGGGACUGUCACUGAUAGUGUUCGAAGAAGAUUAUUAUGCUCAUUAUGUUCAUGGGAGAAACGAUGACACAAAAGAUAUAAGAUCAAUGGCGGGGCCCUUGGCAACGUGUCGAGUAGUUUGCGCUCCACAACUCAGGACUGUGUACAAACAAUUAUCGCUCUCAUUACCAGGUUUGGGAGAGACCGAAACUCGUCAAUCACUAUUAUCGAGAUUCUUGGCCGCUUUUUUUGAGAGGGCUCUUGAUGGUCUCAGCUGGGUUGCCAGCGAGCGCACUGUUCUUGAACGUCUGUUGAAUGUGGAGCUGAAUACCAGAGAAGCUGGCAAUACUAGCACUUUGCUGUACGACCCUGAUGAUAGCACACCUUCAUGUUUUGCUGUUACUUGGUGGGGAGAAGAAUGGAGUCUAGCAACGUAUGACGCCAUGCUGUUUAGUGCUGUGUUCAUGGCUACAAAUGAUCCCCUAGUCGCUGCGCUAACGACUCUUGUAUCGUGGCAGAUUAUGAUGCACACUCGAAAAUGGUUUGGAAAUAGGAAUCAGAGAGAAAAAACUGAAAUAGACUUUUAGAAACAAUAUAACCACAUA
Molecule: messenger RNA, 1623 nt
Organism: Helicoverpa armigera (cotton bollworm)
Lineage: Eukaryota; Metazoa; Arthropoda; Insecta; Lepidoptera; Noctuidae
Product: meckelin
Exons: 14
Coding region: 7-1605 (532 amino acids)
Biological process (GO): cilium assembly
Cellular component (GO): MKS complex; ciliary transition zone
Source: RefSeq, a predicted model, not a curated record